AUGGAAGCGCGCCAGUGCACAGAGGAGCAGCUAUCGCAGCAAGAAGUCAGGCGCCUUACGUGUGAGGCUAUGGCGGCAAGGCGCUUCCCACCUGUGGUGCAGUAUCCAGAGAAGCAGCGAGGCGCCCCCCUACUCUCUGCCUUGUUUUCGUGGCCAGUCAUCGUGUGGGUUCCUGAGUGUCUACAAGCUUCGAAGAAGCCGUUCUGCGCCAUGCCCAGCUGCUCCUGUACGCCGCGCUUGAAGGAGUACAAGCAACGAGUGGUGGAGGAGGUGGACACCAAGUGCCAUCUUCUCUACACCAAGUACCAGUGCACAGGGGAAUCAACGGGCUGCUUCUCUACUGUUUCACCAGCCUACUUGCAGCGCGAGCCUCAACUAGUCGUGCAUUUUCCCUAUGUGCUCACCAAGAAGUAUGGGCUCUCCAAAGAGCUGAUGGAAAUGGUGCAUGAAGGCGUGAUCUCCCCGCAUGGACUCUCAAGAACUAUCGACAACCUAAAACGGCGUCGCUAG
Messenger RNA from Phytophthora sojae, 510 nucleotides. RefSeq lists its product as hypothetical. The record is from RefSeq and is a predicted model, not a curated record. The transcript has a single exon. The coding region runs from base 1 to 510 and encodes 169 amino acids. NCBI's taxonomy places the organism in Eukaryota, Oomycota, Peronosporomycetes, Peronosporales, Peronosporaceae.